AUGGUGAAAACGCUCUACACCAACUCCACGGCCAACAUAUCGAGGGUAUUUAAGAAGACCUGCUCCAGUAGGAAGCUUUCCAUCUGCCUGGGGAAACUGGACUUCGUGGACCAUGUGGACACGGUGGAACCUAUUGUGCCAUCGCUCCCUCUCUCCACCGAUGGUAUAGUCCUUAUUGACCCUGAUUACUUCAAAGGUCAAAAGAUGUUUGUCAUGUUGACAUGUGCCUUUCGCUAUGGCCAUGAUGACUUGGAUGUGAUUGGAUCGACGUUCCGCAAAGAUCUGUAUGUACAGAUCCAGAAAGUCAUCCCAGUUGAGCCCACCCGCCCCCGGAGGCCACUCAUAGCCCUGCAGGAGUGACUGCUGCACGAGCUGGGGGACAAAGCCUACCCCUUUACCCUGCAGGUACUGACCCCAACUCCGGACAAGGUUUCCAGGGAAGAUUAAAACAGGAAGCUAAAGAACAACAGAGUGCAGUUUGCACCCCUGGAGCCAGGCCCUGGCCCCUGGGCUCAGACCAUCCACUGCUUCCUUCUGUCAGCUCAGCCCCUACAGCUCUAGGCCUGGAUGAAGAGGGAGGUUCACUACCAUGGCAAACCCAUCUCUGUCAAUGUUUCUAUCAACAACACCAACAAGGUCAUCAAUAAAAUCAAGAUCUUAGUUGACCAGAUCACAGGUAUUGUCCUGUAUUCACUAGACAAGUACACCAAGACUUUCUUCUUCUCCUUUCAAAGGGAGACUAUUGCUGCUAACUCCAGCUUCUCCAAGAGCUUUGUAGUAACCCCACUCCUGACCACCAACUGCCAGAAACAGGGCCUGGUACUGGAUGGCAAACUCAAGCAUGGUAAUACCAAUCUGGCAUCUAGCACGAUCAAGGAGUUUCUGGGGAUGCUGAUGUCCUACAAAGUCAGAGUGAAGCUGGUGGUGUCCAGUGGAGGCUGAGUGAGCAUCCUUGGUGACCUGACGGCCAUUGCUGUUGGUGUGGAGCUGCCCCUGGUCCUGAUGCAUCCAAAGCAUCUCAUGUGUCAGCCUCCAUUUUAUGACCAUGCUCUGAGGACAGUCAUCGAGGAGUUCGCUCGGCGGGAGCCAAGGGGGGCGGAGACCCGGGAGGCUUUGGCGGAGGGGGUUGUGCCUGCUGUGGCGCCUGUGUGUGGGAGCCCCAUUGUAACGCUCUAA
Rhinolophus ferrumequinum (greater horseshoe bat) is the source of this 1176-nucleotide messenger RNA. It is a transcript of the gene ARR3, whose product is annotated as arrestin 3. Gene Ontology annotation, biological process: G protein-coupled receptor internalization; visual perception; signal transduction. The record is from RefSeq and is a predicted model, not a curated record. Gene Ontology annotation, molecular function: G protein-coupled receptor binding. Lineage: Eukaryota; Metazoa; Chordata; Mammalia; Chiroptera; Rhinolophidae.